AUGCACCCAUACUACAUCUUUAAGGACCUUAUUACAAUCUUCCUAUUCUUUAUUGCUCUAGCAACACUAGUUAUGUACGCACCUAACCUGCUAGGACACAGUGACAACUACAUUCCGGCCAACCCUAUGCAAACACCACCAUCGAUCGUGCCUGAAUGGUAUCUACUACCUUUCUACGCUAUCCUUCGAUCUAUUCCUAACAAGCUUCUAGGAGUAGUUGGAAUGCUGGGUGCUCUACUGAUCCUUCUAGCAAUGCCACUACUAGACGACGGUCGAGGUCGAGGUGACGUUCACCGACCAGCUUCACGAGUUGCAUUCUGGGUAUUCGUAGGAAUCUUCUUCCUACUAAUGUACCUAGGAUCACAACACGCGGAAGAACCAUACAUUACUGUUGGAUCAAUUGCUACAGCAGCCUACUUUGGUUGGUUCGUAGUACUUCUUCCAAUUAUUGGUAUGAUGGAAAACUCAUCAUUUGACGGUACAAACGCACCUGCUUCAUCUCAAGCAGUCUAA
Molecule: messenger RNA, 513 nt
Organism: Kwoniella botswanensis
Lineage: Eukaryota; Fungi; Basidiomycota; Tremellomycetes; Tremellales; Cryptococcaceae
Exons: 1
Coding region: 1-513 (170 amino acids)
Biological process (GO): mitochondrial electron transport, ubiquinol to cytochrome c
Cellular component (GO): membrane
Molecular function (GO): quinol-cytochrome-c reductase activity
Source: RefSeq, a predicted model, not a curated record